AUGCCUGCCAACCUGACCUUGGCAGAUUGUAGUCCCUCGUUGCUCGCUGCCGCUGCAGUGGUACUGCUUGUGGUCCUGCAGCUUGGGCGGACAUGGUGGCGUCUCCGUCAUAUUCCCGGGCCAUUCUUUGCAAAGUUCACGAACUUCCAGAGGGUUUACUGGGUGAAGACCAAACGCGCUCACCUAAUCCUUCAAGAAGCGCAUGAGAAAUAUGGCGAACUUGUGCGCAUUGGCCCAAACACGGUCUCCAUCCACAAUCCGGAACUCAUCCCCACGAUAUACACCGCGCGAACAGGAUUUCCCAAGUCAGAUUUCUACCCAACGCUUCAGGCCUACACUCCAAAUGGGGGUGCAUUGGAAGCCAUCUUCAACACCACAAGCGACGAGGUCCACAAGAAGCUCAAGACGCCUAUCGCGCCUCUGUUUACGCUUGCCAAUGUACCAUCCCUGGAACCUCGCGUCAACGAAGUCCUCGAAUGCAUACACGAGAAGCUGGAGGAGAAAUUCGUUGGCAACGACCAAGUGUUUAAUCUAGGCGAUUGGCUUCAGUUCUUCGCGUUCGAUGUCAUGGGGACUUUGACAUUUUCGAAGCGUUAUGGAUUCCUGGACACAGGCAAGGAUGUCGGAGGCAUGCUAGCUAGCAUUGUGUUUUUCAUGCGAACCUCUGCACCGUUUACGCAAAUGCCAAAGAUCGACUGGCUCCUCCGGAAGAACCGCGUGGGCGACGCCAUCCAACGCGCUUUGGGGCUCCAAGCAUCGAUGAGCAUUAUGGGGUUUGUAGCAAAAGCCAUUGCCGAGAAGAGGGAAGCGCUCGCCAACAAUGUCGAGAAGAGGGACGUGGAAAAUGACAAAUAUGCUCGUGGGUCGGACUUUCUCACAAGAUAUGUUGAGGUGUCGCAGCAAGACCCUUCGCUACCCCCGUCGGCUCCGGCUGCAUGGACGUUUUCCAAUGUCAUCGCUGGCUCUGAUUCGGUGGGGAGUCUCAUGCGCACGACCAUGUACAGCCUCCUGGUAUACCCUCACACGUUCGAGAAGCUCUUCAAAGAACUGAAGGAUGCCAAUGUCUCACGGCCAUACCCAACAUGGACUGAGAUCCGGAACCUGCCGUACCUGGACGCCUGCGUUCUGGAGGGAAUCCGCAUGCACCCGCCCUUCGCCCUUCCCUUCGAGCGCGUUGUACCAAAGGGCGGCAUCACAAUCGCAGGCCAACAUCUACCGGAGGGCACUGAUGUCGGCGGCAAUGCCUACGUCGUGAACCGGCACAAGGGCUGGUUCGGAGACGAUGCUGAAUUCUGGAGGCCGGAGCGAUGGCUCGAGAAGGACGAGGCUCACAAAAGAAAGUUGGAGGCCGGAAUUCUCACAUUCGGCGGUGGGCGGCGCAUCUGCAUCGGCAGGUAUGUGGGCAUUCUAGAAAUCAAGAAGAUCUUGGCAUUUCUCAUAGCCAACUAUGAUAUACAUGUCGUGGAUCCCCACAGGUUCCAGUAUGAGAACUCGUGGUUCUUCUUCCAGAAGGGUCUUUAUGCAAGGAUCGAAAAACGACCGGAGGUGGGGGAGUGA
Messenger RNA from Diaporthe citri, 1557 nucleotides. RefSeq lists its product as uncharacterized. The coding region runs from base 1 to 1557 and encodes 518 amino acids. The transcript has 6 exons. The record is from RefSeq and is a predicted model, not a curated record. Gene Ontology annotation, molecular function: iron ion binding; monooxygenase activity; oxidoreductase activity, acting on paired donors, with incorporation or reduction of molecular oxygen. Lineage: Eukaryota; Fungi; Ascomycota; Sordariomycetes; Diaporthales; Diaporthaceae.